AGCCAUGGCUCACCUUACUCUUGUUGGCACUUUCCACAUUCCCGAUAGGUAUCCCGAGUCGCCACCAAUUGUGCAGCUCCACACACCCACAAAACGAUACAAUGUCGACGCCUAUAGGUGUGAACUUGGAAAGAAGACACCACGCAGCACUAUGUGUUUCGACAUUCUCCGUUCACAAGCUGCAGGGGGGACUUGGAAGCCAGAAUAUACCCUCUCCUCCUUGUUCGCGUCUCUGAUGUCUGCGAUCGUAUCCUGUACGUAAUUCCCGGGUACGAGUAGAUGUCGCAACUGACUUCGUACUGCUACUACUAGUCUACGUUACACAGCAGUAUGGUGGAGAAGUACCCGAAUACGUGACCAUGGAGAAGCUCCAUAC
Cucurbitaria berberidis CBS 394.84 is the source of this 376-nucleotide messenger RNA. RefSeq lists its product as uncharacterized. The transcript has 2 exons. Lineage: Eukaryota; Fungi; Ascomycota; Dothideomycetes; Pleosporales; Cucurbitariaceae. The record is from RefSeq and is a predicted model, not a curated record. The coding region runs from base 5 to 262 and encodes 85 amino acids.